Messenger RNA from Ziziphus jujuba (common jujube), 2360 nucleotides. RefSeq names its product electron transfer flavoprotein-ubiquinone oxidoreductase, mitochondrial. Bases 119 to 2119 code for a protein of 666 amino acids. Gene Ontology annotation, cellular component: mitochondrial inner membrane. Lineage: Eukaryota; Viridiplantae; Streptophyta; Magnoliopsida; Rosales; Rhamnaceae. Gene Ontology annotation, molecular function: iron-sulfur cluster binding; electron-transferring-flavoprotein dehydrogenase activity. The record is from RefSeq and is a predicted model, not a curated record. The transcript is spliced from 18 exons. Gene Ontology annotation, biological process: electron transport chain.
CCAAUCAAAGGUUCCUCAUCGUCACUUCGAUUUGGUACAGCGUUAACUCUUUGUAAAUUAAACCAAACGAAACGCUGUCUUUUUUAUGAACUAAUCCAAAGUGUUUCUUCUCUGAAUCAUGCUCAGGAUUCUCAUAAAAUCCAACUCUUCUAGGAACACCAGCUUCAAAUCCUUUUCUUCAUCAACCUUUUUCAAUACCCAUCUCCGCAAUUCGACAACUUCAGCUUUAAUCUCUUCCACCAGCCUGUUCAAUCCCUCUUCUGGGUCUCAUUCAAACGUUUCCAAUCCUACAAAUUUAGCUAAGAUACAAAAUGGCUACCAUCAGGGUUGUAAAUUUUCUGUUUUGAACUUCCAAAUUGGUUUUAGACCCUUUUUCUCAUCUGGAUAUUUGAUAAAGUUGGUCAGUGUGAGGAAUUAUGGAAGAAACGGAAGUGGAUUUAUGAGGGGUCGAAGAACAAGCUUUUUGGGUGAAUCCAGGAGUUUCUGUAGUGAACCAAACAGAGAGUCUAUUCAGUAUGAUGUUGUUAUUGUUGGGGCUGGACCUGCUGGUUUAUCAGCGGCUAUCCGGUUGAAGCAAUUGUGCCAAGAAAAAGAUGUUGACUUAUCUGUGUGUGUUGUGGAGAAAGGUGCCGAAGUGGGUGCGCACAUCAUUUCCGGCAAUGUUUUUGAACCCCGUGCCCUAGAUGAGCUUCUUCCAGAAUGGAAACACGAGGAGUCACCCAUUAUUGUCCCUGUUUCUUCUGACAAGUUUUGGUUUCUUUCAAAGGAUCGCGCUUUUUCAUUGCCAUGUCCUUUUAAUAAUAAAGGAAACUAUGUUAUCAGUUUAAGUCAGUUAGUCCGUUGGAUGGGAGCUAAGGCUGAAGAAUUGGGAAUAGAAAUAUACCCUGGUUUUGCUGCUAGUGAGAUAUUAUAUGAUUCAAAUGACAAUGUUGUUGGCAUUGGAACUAAUGAUAUGGGAAUCUCAAAAGAUGGUUCAAAGAAGGAAAAUUUUCAGCCUGGGGUAGAAUUGAAAGGACGGAUAACACUUCUUUCAGAGGGCUGCCGGGGAUCAUUAUCAGAGAAAGUACUUAAAAAAUACAACUUGAGAGAGAAGGGACGUGCUCAACAUCAGACUUAUGCUUUGGGAAUCAAAGAGGUAUGGGAAAUUGAUGAGGCCAAGCAUAAACCAGGUUAUGUGCUCCACACAUUGGGAUGGCCCUUGGAUCAAAAGACAUAUGGGGGAUCAUUUCUGUACCAUAUGAAAGAUAGACAGAUUUCUAUUGGUCUUGUUGUUGCUUUGAAUUAUCACAACCCUUUCUUGAAUCCUUAUGAGGAGUUCCAGAAAUUUAAACAACAUCCUGCAAUCAAGCCAGUGCUGGAAGGUGGGACAGUCCUCCAGUAUGGGGCUCGAACUUUGAAUGAAGGAGGUUUUCAGUCUAUCCCAUAUCCAGUUUUCCCUGGAGGAGCAAUUAUUGGAUGCUCGGCUGGCUUCUUAAAUGUGCCUAAAAUUAAGGGAACACAUACCGCUAUGAAAUCGGGAAUGCUAGCAGCAGAAGCUACAUUUCACACACUUCAUGAUGGCUCAAACAUGGAAACUUAUUGGGAUAGUUUAAAGAACUCAUGGAUAUGGGAAGAACUGUACAGAGCUAGGAACUAUCGACCGGCAUUUGAGUAUGGACUUAUUCCUGGCCUGGCUAUUAGUGCUUUGGAGCACUAUAUACUGAAAGGGAAGGGACCCCUCACGCUGAAGCAUGGGAAACCUGAUCAUGAAGCAACAGAUGUUGCACGGAAACAUCAUCCAGUUCAGUAUCCAAAGCCAGAUGGCAUAUUCUCUUUUGAUGUUCCAACUUCUUUACACAGGAGUAACACAAAUCAUGAUCAUGACCAACCUCCUCACCUUCGCUUGAGGGACCCCAAGAUUCCUGAGCUCGUGAAUCUGCCUGAAUAUGCUGGACCUGAGUCACGAUAUUGUCCUGCACGAGUAUACGAGUACAUCCCAGAUGAAAAGGGUCAGCUUAAGUUGCACAUCAAUGCCCAAAAUUGCCUACACUGCAAGGCAUGCGACAUCAAAGACCCGAAGCAAAAUAUUAUGUGGACUGUGCCCGAAGGGGGAGGCGGUCCCGGCUACUCUGUUAUGUAGAAUAAGAACCUGCUUUUGUCUGUCAUAUAAUAUACAAGUUUUAUGCACACUUGGACAUUGUUCUUCGGAAGAAAGAAAAUAAAUAAAUAAAAUCACCAUGGUAUUAUGCAGAAUUAUUAAGUUGUAAUAGUUUAGAUAGCAUUAUGAUUGGGACAGCUUUGUCUGGUAAUUAUGAUGAAACUUUCUUUUGAAAAGUUGAGGCAUCUACUGAUCAGGUAUAAUAUGGCUAUUCGUUUUGAUC